CAUCCCAAGCCAUGCACAGAAGCUAGGCCAGCAGUUGUGCGCAACACCCAGCUUCGAAUGCUGAUCAAUUUCCGUUCUCUCAAGUCUCUUCUGCUGAACGCACGUGCUGGACUGCCUGAGGCAGCGUGGCAUUGGCGCUGUCAAAGUUCUUCCCUGAAGGGCAUUGCGUAAUACUGAUUAUACAGGAACGAUUCACGAAGCAUACCAGAAGCAUCAGUGUUUGAUGAACCGUGGCAAGUUUUGUCUGGGCUUGCAGUCAAGUUUCGGCGUCUUCCAUGUCCAGAACCGAAUGUUCUGGCUUGCUUGAGCUGCUGCCUGGACCAGUGGUACUGUGGCCAGCUUGGGGGCAUUAACACACCCUUCCAAAGAUGGCUGCGGUUGUUGCAAAAGAUGAAGAGCACGCUUGGGAGGAGAUGUCGGAGCUGGCACAUUUGGUUCAACACAACGCUGCCGUUCGCCUGCAGCUGUUGGAGGUAGAAGACAUGCUGGUGGCGUGGAUGGACCUUCCGCCAGAAAGUCCGGUGCUCCACUUGCCCCCUGCCAGCCCCUACUUUCGUAUGUUGGUCCACCGCUUGGUGGAGGCUUUUGGGGUGACCCACGUGUCGUUUGGAGAAGGCGAGGACAGACACAUCGUUCUCCAGCGAAACGAAGACUCGGAAGUCCCUCCGUUGCUCCUGUUGGACGUCCUGAGCGUUGCGGACGGUCCGUCUCUGCCCUCGGCAGCGCCCCAGAUACUUCGACGCUUGUCAGGUAGAAACAUUUGGCUUUCUGGAGAGGUUACCCCUGACAAUGCUCUCGUAUUCAAUUGUUUGGAGCAGAGUGCGCUGAAUCGCUCGUUCUUUCAACAUGGAACCCUGGGUAUGACGGAAAGCCAACAACGAGAUGGGCUCACCACUUCGGAUCUCCUCGCCGACCCGGCUGACGGCACUCCGCCCCCAAAGACGCCGCCCGACCCGCUCCCCACUCUCUCCGAGCGUCAGCAAGCGUACGAGGAGGCGCGCGCGCGCAUUUUUGCCCGCGAUUAUUCGGACGGGAUUGGCGGACCGUCCGAAGACUACGAGCGGACGACCGAGAGGGAGCGCCGCGUGCCGGUCGUGGCGCAGCGGCUGAUCGGGCGCGCGCUCGGGGUGGCGACCGGGGGAACAAGGGGUGGGGAGAACUUGCGGACGGGGCAAAAUGGGGCUCGGAAUGAUGAGAACGGUCAGCUAGGAGUAACGAGUAGUAGAAAUGACUCGCAGACGGAGGGGAACUUUAGAAAGGGCGAGAAAACGGGAGGGAGCGAUUGCAUCGAGAAAGGACCGCAGACGGGGGUAACUAGGGAUGGGGAAAAUGAAGGUCGCGGCGGAGCGAGGGUUCUGAAAGCGGUACCGGGACAGGCCAGUCUCGGGGAAAUGGUAGAAAGACGUGGCGGUGCGGAAAACGCCGUCCGCCUUUCGGACGCGCGACGAGGAGUGGAAAAGGGCGGUACGGACUGUGAGGGAAAGGAACGUAAGGAUUGUGACGACGGGCUGCAACAGCGGGGCUUGGAAAGUGCGCAUGAGGAAACGGUAACUAGAGGUGACGGGAAAAUGGUACUGAGCAAAGAGAGCGGCGGGAAAACGCUGGAGGCGGAGCGGAAGUCGUACCGGGGAGGGGGUCGAAAAAGAGCGACGAAGGCGCGCGACGGGAGCCAGUCCGGGAAACCGUCAAGUCCCAACGAAGUAGGAAGGGGAGAGGUUUCGAACGGACAAAUUGAGGAAGCGAAGAAUGGGGAGACAGGGGACAGCCCGGUGAGAAACGCGGUUCAAAAUUUCGACGAAGAUGGCGCGUCUGCAAAGACGCCUUCGCACACAGGGUUACCGGAGCCAACCACGAGUUUGGCGGUGGAUAGCGUUCAAAGGAGGGCGGGAAAGAGUCCCGGGCAGGGGGCGGGCGCCCGCAUGUUUCGGAUGGCACUUCCAAGGGGACAGGUUGGUCAGCGGGUUCGGACGGAGAGAAGUGUCCGAACGGGGGAGCUGCCGAAGGACGAGACAAGUGCAGGAGAGAGGCCGUGUCGAGAGUCUUUUCGUGCUUCUAUUCAGAAGGAUGUAGGUGACGUUGAAAAUGGUCGAGAUGUCUCCAAUGUUUGUCCAAGUAAAAGAGAAGAAAGCUCGACAAGAAACAGUGAUGCCGGUGAGUCCCAAGAAUUCGAAUGCAGAGAUACGCACGCGUCGCGUCUUGAAAGGGAUGAAGCAGCGGAGAAGGUAGAGUCAACAGUGAAGCGGAAAGGUUUGCCCCUUGUUGCGGGUAAGAUGCUGUCGCAUGCGCUGGGCCUCACGCAAAGGGGUUGGGGUCAAGUAGGCAGACCUUGAUUCUAGGUUGUGCGUAAUGAACGACCAGAGUCCAGUCCGACUGCCUAUGCGGCUACCUAUACUGCACCUGCCCCAAUACUUCAUCACCCGCUUACAUGGGACUGCCCAAUC
This is a messenger RNA of Klebsormidium nitens, 2441 nucleotides long. NCBI's taxonomy places the organism in Eukaryota, Viridiplantae, Streptophyta, Klebsormidiophyceae, Klebsormidiales, Klebsormidiaceae. The record is from the annotation of a GenBank genome assembly.